AUGGGCAGCGUCACACUGCGCUAUUUCUGCUAUGGCUGCCUCUUCACCUCCGUGACCUGGUCCGUCCUGCUCUUCCUCUACUUCAGCCUGGGCCAAGACGGCGGCCGGCCCACCUUCAGGUAUGUGCCCAUCCAGGGGCCCCAGGCCCACCGCUUCCAGCCCCGUUUCACCAGGAGCCCUGGAGGAGGGCCAGAACAAGGCAUCACGGCAGUCCCUGCAGGAGGCAACAAACAGGCCAAUCUCUCUCCGGAGAUGGGUAAGUGAGCCCUCCUUCAGAGCACAAAACUUGAAAUGACCCCCAUUGGUCAAAGAUGAUUUCACUCUUAUCUUUAGACAGAACUUUAUAGGAGUGGACAUGAACAUUUAUGUUACCAUAGCAGUUUAUAUAAAGGAGCUGGCCUGGAAGAAAAUCUCAAAAUGGAUGUCAGUUAGUUAACGAAGCUCAUGUGAACUGCAUCGUAAUCAACUCCUAUGGACUGUAGGCCUGUUGCCUUCAGAGUGUCACAUACACCCAGAAUGAUGAGCUCUUAAAGCUCCACAAGCUCCAUCGUACCCAUGAGAUUCUGGAAUGGCUUAGGACGUUUUGACAGUCUGUAGUCUUCAUGGGGUCCCAAAGGGAAGUUUGUAAUGUUGGUUUGCUCCCAUGUCAACCAAAAAAACAUUUAACAGGCAGGCAGAGCGAUGUGAAAACGAUCAACUCCAAAGUGUCGCCUAGGCUAUUCCACAAUGCCUUUAUGCAUCAAAGCCCAUUUAUAAUUGGACAGUGAGAAACAUAGGAACAAUCAAGCUAACCGUAACUCAUUACAGAUUAUCAUUAAGCAAGUUCGGUUGGCAAACUGUCUGAAAGCAGGUGCGACGACGAAACACAAAUGGUGCAUUGCAGCAAUGAAAAAGCAAUUUUGAAAUGGUUUUGAAUUGGAGUGAGGCCUUCAGCUGGCUGAGGGAGUUCAUCAGCAAAGUAAACCUAAGCCAUUACCACACACUCAGGAUGUAGGCCCCUUGUGUUACCAUGGCAAUGUGGAUGCAUCAAUAGAAUCCUCACACUGACCAACUACCACAAGUACCCAAUACAAUACAAUAGUACAAGUACUAUUCUGAACGAUUGAAUCCACUUGCAUCCUUUUUUCCCCCAUCAUCCCGUCUUUUCCUUUUCAGGUAUGAUUUUUAAUGAGGAAGACCAGGAGGUGCGAGACAUGGGUUAUCACAAGCACGCUUUCAACGUACUGAUCAGCAAUCGACUAGGCUACCACAGAGACCUCCCCGACACUAGGGACGACAAGUGAGUUGAGAGCGUGACAGCGUGUUUGUGUGCGUGUGUGUGCAUGGCAUAUAUAUGGGUUUAUUGACCCAGUCAGAGUGAACAGCUGACACUGACUCAGCACUUUGCAAGCCAUUGAAUGAAGGUCGACGGUAGCCAAAGGCUAAAUGGGAAAUCAUGUCAAUCUCUCUCUGCCUGGCUUGUAGCAAUUACGAAAUCAAAGGACAAGCCAAAGCAUCUGUCUAGAAAUGAAUUGAUUUAGCACUGGUCCGUGGCUAACAAGUAGGCCUGCAGGUUGGAGUAAUCCCACAUGUUAUGUGUUACGAUGAGUUGCUUGUAAAUGUUUUAGGAGAGUUUGUAAAUCCUGCUUACUCUGCAGACAUGUUAGGAUAUGGCAGAGAGUGAGUAGUUAAGGCAUAGUAUUUUACAGCAAAGGGUAAAAACUGUUAACAUGUCCAAGGGGCAAGGCUUUCACAACUUUCACAAGGUUGAGGAAAGUUCUGUAGGUGUGACAGUCAUGAGCCAAAUGUUGCAUUACAAGCUGCACAGUGAAAGAGCAUGAGUGUAGGGUGCUACGAAAGUAAGGUCAAAACUUUGGUUUCUUUGUCAUUAAAAGUCACAGACUGAAUCAUUAGAUUGUUCUCUACAUCAUUAGAUUUUUCUUGUCAUUUUAAUCUCCAGAUCCUUGGCUAUAUUGGCGAUCAAUCUACGUUGAGAGGGGGCCGUUUCUAUGGCGAUUUAAAGUGAAGGACUCAAAUACACAAUGAAAACAUGAACAGAUUGUCUUCGCGGAGGGUGGAUAUUGAUAUUCAGUCUGUUAGCUUUGUAAAUAAAAUAAAUAUUUAGUCCCUGUUUUGUAUUCUGCGGAUUUCAUUUAGAAAAAGCCUGUGUUUUCAUUCACAAACCUGCAGCCACUAGCUAAGUUAACUUGUCAGUUGACGUUCGAAGUUAGCACUGUUCUGCCACGGAGCAGCACCACAGAGUUCUAUUGAGCAGUGACCACUUGUUAAUCAUGUCCGUGAUGACAUUCCAUUCACUAUAAACAUGCUAAAUUCUCAGAGUAAGUCAUCUACCUUCUGAACCAUAAAUGAUAGAGACAUUGGGGUUGGACUGUUGUUUUUUUGACGCAAUUCUCUAUUGAAUGGACAUUGAAUUAAUUAAUCAUUUUAUGAACACCCUAAUGAGUGUUGUAUGCAUGUCAUUAUCAAAGAUGAUCUGAUCCUAGUUCUGUUUGUCCCUGUAGAACUAUUGCUUGGUGUGCUAACAUGCAAUAUGUGUUGAUCGUGAAUCCCCUCCCUCUCUCAGGUGCCGAGACAUGAUCUAUCCUCUGUCCCUCCCCGCGGCCAGCGUAGUGAUCUGCUUCUUCAACGAGGCGUUCUCCGCCCUCCUGCGCACCGUGCACAGUGUCCUGGAUCGCACGCCGGCCUACCUGCUGCAUGAGAUUAUACUGGUGGAUGACAGCAGUGAACUAGGCAAGCUGCUCAUUCCAGUUGUGUAUCUCUAUUUAGGACGUGAACUCUAUUGGUUUGUUCAGGCUCGCCGGAGCGACGCAGACCAUAACAACGGCCAGUAAAUGAUUGGAUGCUGUCAUGGAAUGUGUCGGUCUACAGUGUGUGUGCUUCAAUAACCGACUUGGAGAACAAACGCAGGCUACGGUAUUGUAUUGACAUAUUGAAAAAGAGUUUUGUCUGUAUCAACUGAAAAGUUUGUCAAGGGUCUUAUGAGUAGGCUUAGAUAGCCUUGUAAAAUAGAGCUUGGAUCUCAAUGGGAUCUACAUGUAUAAAUAAAGGAUAAAUAAAGAUAACAGCUCCAUCUGAAAGCAUCUCUCCUGUCCCUCCACCACAGCUGACCUGAAGGAAGAUCUAGACAGCUAUGUCCAACAGCACAACCUCCAGGGCAAGGUCAAGGUGGUCCGUAACGAGAAGAGAGAGGGACUGAUCCGAGGGAGGGUGAUAGGGGCUUCUCAUGCCACCGGUGAGCCCCCCCAAACCAUAACUCUUCACAUAAUGGGUAACACUUUAUAUUUAAUAAAACAUUUAUAAACAGUGUUUUAUGAAUUGACUUACCAUUUUUAAAUAAUUUAUUCUACAUUUUGUAAAUGUCAAUAAGCAAUCUCUAAACAGUAAUUUACACAUGUAUAAACACUAUUUUAAUGAAGCUGCCUUUUUUGUCAACAUGCUAGGUUAGCUGAUGCUAAAGCAGCCCAUUGGAUUCAAUGAAAAUGUGAUGCCUAGUGUUGAGGUGAGUUGCUGCCGGAGGUGUUGUGGAAUCCAAUGGGCUGCUUUAGCAUUAGCAAAAAUGCUGACGAAAAAGGCAGUUUAAUUAAAAUAAUGUUUAUAAAUGCUUAAAUGACUAUUUAGAGAUUGCUUAUUGACGUUUACAAAUGUAGGAACAAUGAUUAAUACAUGGUAAGUAAACUCUUUACAAACUGUUUAAUGGUUUAUUAAGGGACCUUAAUAUAAAAAGUAUUACCCACUGAUGUAACAAUAUUCACACUGAGACAGGGAUCCCAUUUCUGACACCAUGUAACAAUAUUCACACAGACAGGGAUCCCAUUUCUGACACCAUGUAACAAUAUUCACACAGACAGGGAUCCCAUUUUGACACCAUGUAACAAUAUUCACACAGACAGGGAUCCCAUUUCUGACACCAUGUAACAAAAUAUUAACACUGAUACAUGGUGUCAGAAAUGGGAUCCCUGUAUCAGUGUGAAUAUUGUUACAUGGUAUCAAAAUGGGAUCCCUGUAUCAGUGUGAAUAUUGUUACAUGGUAUCAGAAAUGGGAUCCCUGUAACAAUAUUCACACUGAGACAGGGAUCCCAUUUCUGACACCAUGUAGCAAUAUGCACACUGAGACAUGGAUGCAGCUUAAAUAACUUUAACUUUAAGAAGUUUACUGUAAGUCUUCUGUCAAGUUCAAUACAGAUGUAAUAGUGUUGUAUUAUAAUCAGCAGCAGUAUGAUAUAGGGGACCAUGCUACAGAUUAACCAAACUGUAGUGUUGUACCCUUAUCCCCAAGAAACCCUGAUCUGAGAACUCUCCCCAUUGUUCUCUGUCCUCUCUCCUGAUUGGUGUUUCCUCUCUGAAGGGGAGGUGCUGGUGUUCCUGGAUAGCCACUGCGAGGUGAACGAGGCGUGGCUGCAGCCCCUGCUGGCUCCCAUCCAGCGGGACCGCAAAACAGUGGUGUGUCCCAUCAUCGACAUCAUUAGCGCCGACACCCUGGCCUACAGCCCCUCGCCCAUCGUCCGUGGGGGCUUCAACUGGGGGCUGCACUUCAAGUGGGACCCCGUGCCCGCGUCAGAACUCAACAGUCCCGAAGGAGCAGUGGGCACAAUCAGGUAA
Messenger RNA from Coregonus sp. 'balchen', 4599 nucleotides. The record is from the annotation of a GenBank genome assembly. Lineage: Eukaryota; Metazoa; Chordata; Actinopteri; Salmoniformes; Salmonidae.